GGCAGCAUCGCCCUGUGGUGUGCAACAGACCACAACUCUGACAACACGACAGCAAUGCUGCAGGAGUGGCUGGGGGCGGUGGGGAAGGACUAUCACUCGGUGGCCUUGAAGGUGCAAGAGGAGCCCAGCUCCUACCCUGAUGAGCUUGGUCCCAAGCACUGGAGUGACAAACGCUAUGAAAACGUGAUGAAGUUGAAGCAGGAAGCUCUCAUCUAUGCCCGGGAGCAGCAGGCAGACUACAUCCUGUUCAUGGACACUGACAGCAUCCUGACCAACAACCAGACCCUCAAGUUUCUCAUGGCACAGAACAAGUCGGUGGUGGCCCCCAUGCUGGACUCACAGACCUUCUACUCCAACUUCUGGUGUGGCAUCACACCCCAGGGCUUCUAUCGCCGGACAGCCGACUACUUCCCCACCAAGAACCGGCAGCGCCGGGGCUGUUUCCGUGUGCCCAUGGUCUACGCCACCUUCCUGAUCGACCUGCGCAAGGAGGAGACCUCGCACUUGGCUUUCUACCCACCCCACCCCAACUACACCUGGGCCUUCGAUGACAUCAUUGUCUUUGCCUACUCCUGCCAGGAGGCUGGUGUGGAGGUUCAUGUGUGCAACCAGCAUCACUUUGGUUACAUCAAUGUUCCUGUGAAGGCCCACCAGACGCUGGAGGAUGAUCAUGCUAACUUUGUGCAUCUCACGCUGGAGGCCAUGGUGGACGGUCCCCCCAUGCAGCGCUCCAGGCACAUUUCUCUCCUGCCCAGGCCACUCACAAAAAUGGGCUUUGAUGAAAUCUUCCUAAUCAACCUGGUGCGGAGGCCAGACCGACGGCAGCGAAUGCUGGCAUCCCUGCAGGAGCUGGAGAUCAUUCCACGGGUGGUGGAUGCUGUGGAUGGCAGCACCCUCAACAGCAGUGACAUCAAGGUGCUGGGUGUGGACUUGCUACCUGGGUACUACGAUCCCUUCUCUGGCCGCACGCUCACCAAGGGCGAGGUUGGCUGCUUCCUCAGCCACUACAAUAUCUGGAAGGAGAUUGUGUCCCGGGGGUUGGAGAGGUCGGUGGUGUUCGAGGAUGACGUGCGCUUCGAGGCUGCCUUCCCAGCACGUCUGCAGCGGCUGAUGGACGAGCUGGAGCAGGCACAGCAGGACUGGGACCUUAUCUACCUGGGGAGGAAACAGGUGAACGACGAGGAUGAGGCACCUGUGGAAGGCGUGCGGAAUCUGGUGGUGGCCGGGUACUCGUACUGGACACUGGCCUAUGCCAUCUCCCACCACGGGGCACAGAAGCUGCUGGCCACCAAACCCCUCUCCAAAAUGCUGCCCGUGGACGAGUAUCUGCCCAUCAUGUAUGACAAGCACCCCAAUGAGGAUUACAAGCGGCACUUCUCCCCACGGGACUUGCUGGUGUUUUCAGCUCACCCCCUCCUGGUUUAUCCCACUCACUAUGCUGGGGACAGCAACUGGCUGAGUGACACUGAGACCUCCACCAUCUGGGAUGACGAUGCCAAGAAGACCGACUGGGUUGGCUCACAAAAGACACUGAGGGACUCACGGGGCAGCGCUGGCCACCUCCGCUCCACGGCACGUGACGAGCUCUGAUGGGAUGAGGGAUUGUGAUCCAGCUGGGAGCACCGUGGGCAAGGACCUUUUACUGCCCACUCCCUCUCAGGAGAUGCAGCUGCCCUGGACAGAGCCCCACAGGGUUCUUUGGAUCUGCAUAUGAUGAAUCCACCCAAGGCAGGAUUUGCCCCAGGAAAGCCUUUCCCUGCCAAGUGGAGAGACCAGAGGAGCGCUGUGCUCCAUCUCUGCUGAGGACACAUCUCCAGGACAGUCCCAAUCAAUGCCAACUCUGUCGUCUCCCACCAGCCUGGACUUUGGGGAGUGGACUUUGGGCUGGCACACGUGGUGGCCUCCUGCCACUGACUGGGCUUGUCCCUCGUGCCAUGCCUGGGUGGAAGCCCAGGGAGGAUUAAAGCAGACUGUUUGA
This is a messenger RNA of Agelaius phoeniceus (red-winged blackbird), 1978 nucleotides long. RefSeq names its product cerebral endothelial cell adhesion molecule (gene CERCAM). The record is from RefSeq and is a predicted model, not a curated record. Lineage: Eukaryota; Metazoa; Chordata; Aves; Passeriformes; Icteridae.